AUGGCGGCCGCUCGCUGGGCCCUGGCGCUCGCCCGCGGGGCCGCCCCGGUGGCGCUGGGACUGAUGUUCUGGGUGGCGAUGGCCGGGGGCGAGCAGGACCGCCUGGACAGCCUCAAGGCCCUUCCCGAGGCGAAACCGGAGGUUUUGUCGGAGCGGCGCCGCCACAACGAGCUGAUCAUGGCGGCUCUGCGGGAGGCGGCUGAGACCGACGAGAACGUGGCGCGGCGGCCCGUGCCCUGGCGGAAGUGACGUCAGCACCGGGAGACCCACCUCUCACCCCUUCUCCCCCAACUCCCAGUAACGACCCCCGGUAACUCCCAGGCGGAACCGUCAGUGCGGGGCGCGGUUUAGCUGACUUGGUGCUACAACGCACGGACUCAUUUCACGUCGCAUUCUUCCGGCGCUGCCGCGUCCCCCUCACGGGGAGGCCUCACCGCGCGCGGGGUCAGCGCCGGUUCCUGGCGCCGUUCAGGCCCCGCUGCGGCGGGAGUGACGUCAGCACCGGGAGGCCUUCGGUAACGACCCCUCCCUUAAACCGUCCGUUAACCCCCCCCCGUUAAUCAGGCGGAACCUUCGCGGCGAGACGCGGUCGCUACACGGACCCCAUUUAGCGGGUGACCGCCGCUACACGGACCCCAUUUAGCGGCGCGCG
Molecule: messenger RNA, 652 nt
Organism: Neopelma chrysocephalum (saffron-crested tyrant-manakin)
Lineage: Eukaryota; Metazoa; Chordata; Aves; Passeriformes; Pipridae
Product: ubiquinol-cytochrome-c reductase complex assembly factor 3-like
Exons: 2
Coding region: 1-249 (82 amino acids)
Biological process (GO): mitochondrial respiratory chain complex III assembly
Source: RefSeq, a predicted model, not a curated record